Molecule: messenger RNA, 987 nt
Organism: Stylophora pistillata
Lineage: Eukaryota; Metazoa; Cnidaria; Anthozoa; Scleractinia; Pocilloporidae
Source: RefSeq, a predicted model, not a curated record
AUGGACAUCAUCCUCAGGUUCCAAACAAACAGAAAGGCAUUUAUUGAGGAUACCGAAAAGGCAUUCCUUAAUGUAUCAGUUGCAGAAAAUAAUAGAAAUGUUUUGAGAUUUCUCUGGGUCGACGACAUCAAGAAGAAAAGACCUGAAGUUGUUGUGGUGAGGUUUUCCAGGGUUAUAUUUGGUGUGUCAUCCAGUCCCUUCCUGCUCAAUGCAACAAUCAAACAUCAUAUGGAGAGAUAUGAAGAGGACGACCCGGAAUUCGUGAAGACUUUCCUAAGGAGAGACAGAGCUGAUGAAGAGAACCUCAAAGUAACUGUGGUUAAUGACGACACUCAGAUGUUGGUUUUUGAGGAUGAACAGUCCUACACCAAGAGUACACUUGGAGGCAUGCAAGAUGAUGAUAAGUCUUCACAGAACAUUCUCGGAGUUCAGUGGAACUUUGUUGAAGACCAGUUGAAAUUUGACAUCGGUUCUAUAGUCAAGCAAGCCUCGGAGAGCAUUCCCACUAAAAAGAACAUUGCCUCAAUUGCUGCAAAAUUCUAUAAUCCCAUUGGUUUUCUGUCCCCAGUUGUUGUACAGUUAAAACUCUUGUUUCUAGAACUUUGUGAAAGCAAAACCGACUGGGAUGACACAUUGGAAGAGGAGCUGCUCACCAAGUGGAACAAACUAGUUUCAAACCCUCAAGAUGUCCAACCAUUCUGGUUAGAGAGAUGUUAUUUUAAAGAGCCACGGGAUAGAGUUGUUCGUUGCGACCUUCGUGGGUUCUGUGAUGCUUCGCUAAACGCAUACAAUGCAGUUGCCUACCUUAAAAUCAAAACAACCUCUCAAACCUACACUAGAUUUCUAGCUUCGAAGACAAGAGUAGCCCCACUGAGCAAGGAAACAAUUCCCAGAUUGGAACUUCUUGGAGAAGUCAUACUAGCCAGACUUAUCUUUGCUGUUAAAGCAGCUCUAGAAUGCGAAGUACUUAAGAAGAUCACCUGUUGA